AUGAAGGUCGAUUCGGGGAGUUCUUCCAAUAUCAUCCACUGGAAGUUGGUGAAAGAGAUGGGCCUGUCGAAAAAAUCAUACCGGCUACAAGGGCCUCUAGUAGUUUCAACAUGUCCAAAGGAAACUACUAAGCGAGAGAUCGACUUACCCGUGAAAGCCGGAGGAGUUAUCAAAGAAACCAAGUUCUAUGUGAUUAACGGUGAUAUGCAUUAUAACACGAUCUUCGGAAGACUUUGGCUCCAUGAAACGAAGGUGGUACCCUCAACUCGGCACUUGCUACUAAAGUUCCCUACUCCAGAAGGGAUCAGGCAGAUCCUGGGGGAGCUGCCGGAAUCAAAGGAUAUGUUCAAAGUUGAAGAGCUAGAAGCAAGCAAAGCAGUCGCAGUCGAUCCAUAG
Messenger RNA from Lycium ferocissimum, 396 nucleotides. RefSeq lists its product as uncharacterized. The record is from RefSeq and is a predicted model, not a curated record. Lineage: Eukaryota; Viridiplantae; Streptophyta; Magnoliopsida; Solanales; Solanaceae. Bases 1 to 396 code for a protein of 131 amino acids. The transcript has a single exon.